UCCCACACAUUCAUAUGAAACUGUUGAACUUGAACCCCUCGUUAGCCGUUGGUUCUACACCUUCAACCAUUGUCCCUUAUUCAUCUCAGCCACUUUCGUCAUUGCCGAGAUCAACUAGUUCUUCCUAAUGGGAUGUAGGUCUCUGUCCUACAAUACACUCUUUCCAGCUCUUCUAAAGGUUGCAAAGUCCCAUUGGCUACCAAUCUCUCAAAGGUCAAAAGUGUUUCAUGAUUCGUAUCCAAGUGUGCUACGACAUUGUUGUAAUAAUGGUUCUCCGGUGAAUUUUCAAGCAUUGAGAUCAUAUGCACGUGGGAAACGCAAAGACUAUGAUCUCUUUGGCAGUGGACGACCAGGGGAUGAAGGGUUCAAGAAAGCUUGGGCACAGGAGAUGGAUGAAGAUAACACUCUAUGGACGGGAAGUGAGGAUGAAAGUGAUGAAGAAAUGGGUUCAAAAAAUCAUCUUCAUAAGGAGAUAAGGAAAGCAAGACAGGAAGCUAAAAAGCAUGCAGAUCUGAUUGAUGCUGAUGACAGUGAUGAGUUAAGAAGUGUCUGGUCUGGCAGUGACGAGGAGAAGACGCUGUGGACUGGUGAUGAAAUGGAUAGUGAUGAUGAUAUUCCUACAGAAGCUUACCCAAAUGAAAGUAGCGAUAAGUACUUAGAUAAAUUAUUUGAGUUUGAUGAAAUGCCCAAAUACCGAACCAUCUCUGAGAUGUUAAAAGCUGAACAAGAGCCUGAGGAGUUGUCGCCGGGAAAGCAAGCUAGGAAAAUUGCAGUUGAGAAUGCUUUAAAGAAAUUAAAGAAAGGUCCAGAUGGAAGGUACACCAAUGUGUGGGAGGUUAUGAGUGAUUUAGAUAUUCUAAUUGGAGCAUUUGAAAAUGUUGUUUCAGGACCAGAGUAUGCAGAGCUUAGACAAGGAGGACCUAAACAACUAAAUAUUCAGUUUUUCAAGGACAUACAAGCCCGUAUGAGAGAUCCAAAUUACAAGUUCUCACCUGAGUUAAAAUUGAAACCAAAGAGUAAACUGGUUUCAAGGAAGAAGUGGCAAAAGGCCGAGUCUAGAAGGAGGAAAGCAAGAAAGAGAUAA
This is a messenger RNA of Abrus precatorius (Indian licorice), 1084 nucleotides long. RefSeq lists its product as uncharacterized. The coding region runs from base 128 to 1084 and encodes 318 amino acids. The record is from RefSeq and is a predicted model, not a curated record. The transcript has 4 exons. NCBI's taxonomy places the organism in Eukaryota, Viridiplantae, Streptophyta, Magnoliopsida, Fabales, Fabaceae.